AUGCCCAAGCUCAACAACUUCUUUCGGGCAAACCAGAGAUACCCGCCUAUUAUGAGCAAGUUCCUCAUUUCCCGUCCGGGUCACGUUUAUCUGGCCGCGUAUGACGCAUCGGCCAACACAUUCACUAUCACCUACGACCUCGCCCUCCCCGGCUGCCUGUCCUGGCUCGCUGUGGACCGCCCACGCUCGCUCCUCUACGUCGUUGACGAGGACAGCAGCAAGUUCCACCGCUUCCGCCUGGACCUCGACUCGGCCACGCCGUUUACGCACCACGAGACCGUCGACACCGCCAGCCCCGGCGCCGUGUACCUGGCCUUUUCCUGUGACGCCCGCCGGCUCCUCUGCGCCGCGUUUGCGAGCGGCAACGUCGACGUCUGGGAUGUUAGCGACGGCAUCGCGCUGGAGAGGUGCCUCGACAAGACGGUCGUGUCUGAUGGCCGGCCCGGUCCGCUGUCUCACAUCCAGGACGCCCCGCACCCACACCAGGUGCUCCUGGACCCGACGGGGCGCUUCUACGUGGUGCCGGACCUGGGCACCGACGAGCUGCUCGUCAUCGACUCGCAGGACGACGCGUUUGCGAUUUCGAGUCGCGUCGCCGUAGGGCCGCCCGGCAGCGGCCCUCGGCACGGUGCGUUUUAUCCCGUCGGCGCCGCCACCCCAUCACACUACAUCCUCCUCUGCGAACUCGCCAACAUCGUGGUCGUCUACGCGCUUCACUACACGGGCUCCACGCUUGAGUUCACCAGGGUGUCGGAGACGUGUACGUUUGGGCCAGGAGGACCCUCUGUUGCUACAGCACGCGCGGGUCACUUGGCGCUCCUUCCAGACAACAAACAUAUCCUCCUGACGAAUCGCCUGACGGGGCGCGCCCACGAUAGUGUCGCAUACAUGCGCGUCCACGACGGCGGCGAGCACCCUGUCCUUGAAUUCGUGCAAGAGGUGCCAACGCUCGGGUUGCGCCCGCGCAUGUUCUGCCUCAUGGACGACGGGCGGGGCGCCAUUCUGGUGGCGAAUGAGCAAUCCGAAUUUGGCGUCGUAGUGCUGGCGCGGACACCAGACGGGCGCAUCGAGAAAACACCCAAGCUGUGCGUGCGCAUGUCGGAAUUCAUGGACCAGGCAGAGAUGGUGGAACACCCGGGAAACGGACCAAAGUUUAUCAUGCAAGUAUAA
Cordyceps fumosorosea ARSEF 2679 is the source of this 1170-nucleotide messenger RNA. Its product is annotated as Lactonase, 7-bladed beta propeller. NCBI's taxonomy places the organism in Eukaryota, Fungi, Ascomycota, Sordariomycetes, Hypocreales, Cordycipitaceae. Bases 1 to 1170 code for a protein of 389 amino acids. The record is from RefSeq and is a predicted model, not a curated record. Gene Ontology annotation, molecular function: 6-phosphogluconolactonase activity; protein binding. The transcript has 2 exons.